This is a messenger RNA of Alternaria alternata, 1074 nucleotides long. Its product is annotated as translation initiation factor eIF3 subunit. The coding region runs from base 94 to 909 and encodes 271 amino acids. The transcript is spliced from 3 exons. Gene Ontology annotation, molecular function: translation initiation factor activity. NCBI's taxonomy places the organism in Eukaryota, Fungi, Ascomycota, Dothideomycetes, Pleosporales, Pleosporaceae. Gene Ontology annotation, cellular component: eukaryotic translation initiation factor 3 complex; cytoplasm. The record is from RefSeq and is a predicted model, not a curated record.
CUCGACUAUAAAACCCUGCCCUACUGUCAGGACCCUUGGAUACAUCAGCCUAGACUACGCACAAACCCCGUCUCUUUAUAAACGAUUGCAACCAUGGCACCAGGAAAGUGGGACGACGAAGAAGAAGGCAGCUCUCCUCCUACCUCGCCACAGGUAGCGCCUAUCGCCCGCCGCAGCAAAUUUGACGACGAAGAAGAAGAUGACGAUGUACUAGAUUCAUGGGACGCUGCGGAGGACUCAGAAGUCGAGCGCGAGAAGGCAAAGAAGGCCGCCGAGGCAAAGGCAAAGGCAGACGCAGAAGCAAAGGCAAACCACAAGUCCAAGGCGCAGCGGAUCGAGGAGCACAGGCAGGCAGCACUACGCCGGCGGCAGAUGGAAGAGGAUGGUGAAUCUGAAGAGGAAGAGACCGAGGCCGAGCGCCGCGAACGAAUGCGCCAGGCAGAGCUUGACGCCUCGCGCGCCCAAGCCGAGGAACUCUUUGGCGACUUGAGCGUCAGCAACAAGACCCGUGCUGGCAAGGCCAUCACCGUCACCGACGAGAGCAACCCGGGCAAUGCCAUCGACCUGUCCUCACUCUCCAUCUUCAAUCCCAACACAAAAGACCAGUUCACCAAGCUCCGAGAGACACUCACACCUCUGAUUGCUGCCAACUCUAAGAAGGGACAAUACUCGCUUUUCCUGCAGGAGUUUACCAAGCAGAUCGCCAAGGACCUGCCGAGUGAGCAGAUCAAGAAGAUUGCAUCCGGCUUGACCACACUGAGCAACGAGAAGAUGAAGGAGGAAAAGGCUGCUGAGAAGGGAGGAAAGAAGACAAAGGCGGCAAAGACCAAGACUACGCUCAACGCGAGCAGAGACGUUGGUGUCAGGGCAGACACGAGGGCAUAUGAUGAUGAGGACUUUGGAGAGUGAGUCAUGUCGGAUUCCGUAGGAGUCCUAGAGGUACUAACAUAUGUACAGUGACGAUUUCAUGUGAGGCACGACGACGCUUUAUAUUCACACGCCUUCCCCCGUCGCAAUCUCCUCUCGAGUGCGAGACGAUCACAUCCUACCGAACCAUCCGGUAGUCUGGAGUCG